AUGAGUCGCAGUCGAGCAGAAUCAACGGCCGCAGCUCUCUUGAGCUCAGCAGCUCGUUCAACAACGAAACCCCACCUCCAAGUCCCCCUCCGUCGACUCAAUGGCUUCCGCAGCCUCAGCACCUGCUCAGCCUCGGUCUUGACCCGGCGACGACCCAUUGUCGCAUGUAAGCAUACACAAAGCUUCAACGAUGGACGGAGAUAUGUGUCGCAGGCAAAGGAUGCAAACAUUGCGGUAAUUGGAGGCGGAUUGACAGGUCUUUCGGCGGCAUACUACCUCGCAAAGAAGCUUCCCUCAACGACAAAGAUCACCCUGUAUGAAGCCUGCGAUCGGCUAGGAGGAUGGAUCAAGACGGAUAGAGUGCCAGUAGAUAUCGGGGGCAAGAAAGGAAUCGUGUCUUUUGAGCGCGGUUCUCGUUCGUUGACGUCCCUGGCUGGCAAUACGUUCCGAUUCGAUGACCUCGUUCUCUACGAUCUUACUCUCGACCUAGGCCUUUCUCUCAACUUCCCCCCAGCCAAGCCACGAUAUGUCUAUUACCCCGACCAUCUUGUUUCCAUGCCCCCGAACGUCAGCAUCUUCGAUAUUAUCCGCGAGCCCCUCUACCUCGAGAGCAUCGGCGCAGGCCUUGGCCUUAUGAUCAACCACUUGCGCAAGAGACAUCUCCCUGCCGAAGACGAAUCCGUUGCCGAUUGGCUUUACAAAGUCACCAACAGUCGCAAGGGCAUUGGUAACAUGGCCUCAGCUAUGAUGCAUGGCAUCUAUGGCGGCGAUAUCCACAAGCUAAGCGCUCGAAGUGUUUUGGAUCGCAUCUACUGGGGUUGGUAUCUGCCAAACCCUGGCUUGCAUGCGCGCCCUAUGCCUGUACCUGAGUCGCUGAUUCUCGAGACGCUGGGACAGGAUCGACAAAUUCAGAAGCUGGCGCUCGAGCCCAAGAGUGCGCUGAUAGAUUUUGGCGACAAGGGCAUGGAGUCACUACCGCAAGCGAUAGGUGCGGCUUUGCAAGAUCAACCCAAUGUUACAAUCAAGACCGGCGAGGCUGUCAAAGACAUCCAGUAUGAUGAAGCCAAGCAACAAGUCCAGAUCAACAGUUUCAGCGCCAAGAACGAGGAGAAAAGUAACUCGCAGGCCUACGACAAGGUCAUUUCAACGCUAUCAGCCCAGCAGAUCGCCCGACUCGCAAGUGAUAAAGUACCAUCGCUCUCUGCCGCACACUCUGUAUCUGUCAUGACAGUCAACAUCUGGUUCCCCCAGGAGAACCUUAAGCCUCCCGGCUUCGGAUAUCUCAUCCCCAACUCCGUUGACCCAGAGCUCAACCCAGAACAUGCCCUCGGUGUCUUCUUUGACUCAGACGUUGGAACCCGAUCCAAAGACGAACCCGCCGGUACCAAGCUCUUCGUUCUGAUGGGCGGUCAUUACUACGACCGCCCUGACGUUACUCCCCCUACUGAGGAGGAAGCUAUUGUUCAAGCUCGCAACCUACUAGAGCGUCACCUCGGCAUCCCACGCGAUGCUCCCGCCUAUGCCACAGCAAAUUUUGCCAAAGAAUGUAUCCCUCAGCACUACGUCGGCCACCAGGGCCUCCUGCGUAACGCUCACGCCGAGCUGAAGCAGAACUUUGGCGGGCGCCUUGCUGUUGCUGGAGGCUCGUUCCAUCGCAUCGGCACUAUUGCCAGUCUGCGUUCUGGCUACGACGCUGCUGUUGCGGCGAAGAGUGGUCUCGAAGCUACUGGUCUGGAGUAUGUUGAGAACAUCCAGGAAUUUGCAGUUUUGUCAACUGAACUAAUCCCCGUGCGUCACUUUAAAUGA
This is a messenger RNA of Fusarium pseudograminearum CS3096, 1806 nucleotides long. RefSeq lists its product as uncharacterized. Lineage: Eukaryota; Fungi; Ascomycota; Sordariomycetes; Hypocreales; Nectriaceae. Gene Ontology annotation, biological process: heme biosynthetic process. The transcript is spliced from 3 exons. Bases 1 to 1806 code for a protein of 601 amino acids. Gene Ontology annotation, cellular component: mitochondrial inner membrane. Gene Ontology annotation, molecular function: protoporphyrinogen oxidase activity, oxygen as acceptor. The record is from RefSeq and is a predicted model, not a curated record.